AUGGCGGUGGCGGCACAACGCAUCCCCAUGUUGGGAGCGUUGAGGAGUCGGCAGUUGUCGGUGACAAGACAGGAGUGGGACAAAUGGCUUACGCUGCCACCAGUGACUGGCGCUGCUGCGACUCUGAAGGGGAAGGAGAAGCAGCUCUCCGCCACUUCCACCACCGCACUCAAAUGGGUUCUUCGUUGCUGCCCCCACCUACCCAGAGCCCUUGUCCACAAGCUUUUCCGUCUCAGACAUGUUCGAAUUGUCUCUCCUGCCAUUCAUGAUCAUGCUUUCAAAAGGGUGGCAGCUAAGGACACCUUGAACUUGGGAGACCGGAUCUUACUUCCUCGGUCUGUUAAAGAAACUCCGACACACAAACAUGACUGUCAUCUCACUCCCCGAGAAAUCAACUUUAUCCGUGGUCUUGUUAUCUAUAAGGAUCCUGCUAUUCUCGUUCUCAAUAAACCUCCGGGAAUGCCAGUGCAGGGUGGCAUCAAUAUCAAGCGGAGUUUAGAUGUAGUAGCUGCUGCAUGUUUAAAUUAUGAAUACUCUGAACCCCCUCGUCUGGUGCAUAGACUAGACAGAGACUGUUCUGGCAUUCUGGUGAUGGGGAGGACACAGCCAAGUGCUACGCUUCUGCAUUCCAUCUUCCGGGAGAAAACUUUCAGGGCUUCUGAAGAUAUCGGGAAAGAAAAGAGAAUCCUACAAAGAAGGUACUGGGCGCUUGUCCUUGGAUGUCCUAGACGUCCUAGUGGGGUGGUCACUGCUUCACUGGGUAAGGUGGUGGUUGACAAUGGGGGAUCUGAUCGAAUAACUAUUGUUGACAAUUCUACAUUAAUGUCGUCACAGCAUGCAAUUACAGAGUACCGAGUGAUUGGAUCAUUGUCACGUGGUUACACAUGGUUGGAGUUGUCCCCUUUAACUGGUAGAAAACACCAGCUUCGAGUCCACUGUGCUGAGGUGUUAGGUACACCAAUAGUUGGGGACUACAAGUAUGGAAGGCAAGCACACAAGAAGUGGGGACAUUUUGAUUCGUCCAAGUCUAAUGUGGAGGAGUCACGUGAAGAGCUUCUAAAGGAAGAAACACUCCCCUUUGGCCUUAAUAUGAACAAAGGGAGCAUCUCUGAGGAGCAUCCUCGUUUACAUCUUCAUUGCAAACAAAUAGUGUUGCCCAAUGUAUCUCAAGCACUGCAAAAUGUGCAAUCAGCUUCUGAUUACGAUCUUUCAGUGGUGGAAGGACUUGAAUUGGUGGUGGAUUUUCCUCCAUACAUGCAAAGAAGUUGGGAUGUCACAAAUUAUUAACAUAUAAAUGCCACAGCUUUUCUAAUUCACUUGAUUCCAUCAAAGCAAUUUCUUAGUUUUUGAGGUUGUGCUCUCACUCUGGACAGUACCCUGCGAGAAAUGUGGAUUAAUGGUUGUGAUUCUUUACCGCUAGUGUAUGAAAUUUUGUGAGCAUUGAGCAACCAAUUUAAGUGCUCAGUGUGC
Molecule: messenger RNA, 1470 nt
Organism: Abrus precatorius (Indian licorice)
Lineage: Eukaryota; Viridiplantae; Streptophyta; Magnoliopsida; Fabales; Fabaceae
Product: RNA pseudouridine synthase 4, mitochondrial
Exons: 9
Coding region: 1-1287 (428 amino acids)
Biological process (GO): pseudouridine synthesis
Molecular function (GO): RNA binding; pseudouridine synthase activity
Source: RefSeq, a predicted model, not a curated record